This is a messenger RNA of Cantharellus anzutake, 840 nucleotides long. RefSeq lists its product as uncharacterized. The coding region runs from base 1 to 840 and encodes 279 amino acids. The transcript is spliced from 3 exons. Lineage: Eukaryota; Fungi; Basidiomycota; Agaricomycetes; Cantharellales; Hydnaceae. Gene Ontology annotation, molecular function: glutamic-type endopeptidase activity. Gene Ontology annotation, biological process: proteolysis. The record is from RefSeq and is a predicted model, not a curated record.
AUGAUGCUCCUGACCUUCCCAACAAUCAGUUUCAUCUUAACCCUUCUUGCCUUGACCCUCCCGAUUACGGCCCGUCCCAACGCCAAUCCUAUCAUAGGGUCAAGGAGCCAAGUGUCUCCUCUGCAUAACUUUCCUUGGGUGGCCAAACGUCUAGCCAAGCCUGUCCUCGAUCGUCGAGACGAUAACAGCACCAAACUUGCGUUUGCUGGUGCAGUUCUUGAUGAUACUAGCUACGAUUAUGUCACCUCAACUUUUGUGGUUCCAACAGUUCAAUCAACCGAUCCGAGCGGCCCUGAGUAUAUUGCUCUAGGAGUUGCCUUUUACUGCAACAAUAUCGUCUUGACCGCCCUCGGUAUCUCGGUUGCUCCCAAUGGGACUAUUUAUAUCAUUGGUACUGUGUUGACCACGGAUGGGUCGUCGUUACCCUACACAGCGGGUGAUGGUGGGGAUAAGCCCGCCUUCCUACCCAUACCUUUCAACAUCAACGACACAGCCAGGACAUCUUUACAAGCGUUGGGCAACCACAAGUUCAUCGCAAUUGUCGAGAAUUUAACCACGAAACACAAGUCGGAGGGACUGGUCACUGCCGUUAAAUAUCCCAUUUGUAGUAGCCGUGAUGCCGUAUGGGCUAUCGGGGCGAUCAACAAGGACGAGUCUCAGACCUCUUAUGCGGACUUUGGUACUGUUACUUUCUUCAAUGCUUCGGCUCGUCGACAUUCUGGGAAAUCGGUCGGUCCGGAGGGAGCGAUCGUGUACGAAAUCGCUACACCUGGUGGGACGAACCUCACUUCCACUACCGUCUCCACUUCCAGCGUGACUAUUUCGUAUCUCAGAAAAUGA